Orbicella faveolata is the source of this 1429-nucleotide messenger RNA. RefSeq names its product RIIa domain-containing protein 1-like. The record is from RefSeq and is a predicted model, not a curated record. NCBI's taxonomy places the organism in Eukaryota, Metazoa, Cnidaria, Anthozoa, Scleractinia, Merulinidae.
AACUUGGAUACGUGAAGGAAUAUUGUCAAAAAUACAACUUAAAAAUCGCUUGUCGUUCUCUUCCUUCGCACACUAUUUUGUCAUUCAAUUCAAAUGAAGGAUUUUAUCUUGCUGCUAAGAUAAUAAUUUAUAUAACCGCGGCAAACGGGAUAUAACCGCGACAACCGACUCAAACUAUAAAAGAGUUGAACAGCAAACAUCGAACAUGGAGGAAAAACAAAUGUUCGGCAUAAACGGUAUGGAACAAAAUGAUGCUGGAGCGUUAACACCAGAGCAACAGCAAAAGCUUAAUGACUUUAAGAUCAACACGAGAUUUGCAAAUGAAAAAUACUUGAGAGGACACCCGGAGGUCUCCUGUCUUCUGACGGGGUUUUUAGGGAGUAUCUUGCGAGAGAGACCAGAAAAUGUUAGAGAAUUUGCAUCAAAAUACUUUUCAGAUCCAGAAUUGAACAGCAAGGUGGAAGCACAAGUUGCAGAGUUGAACAGCAGAAUCAAAAAGACAAACAGACCAUAAAGUUAGAAUAAUUUUACAGAAAACCCAUGCAUGCCAGAGCCUAUAAGAUAAGUUUUUAAGACUCACUGAUGAUAAGAAGUUGAUAAUAUAAUUUGUAGCCUGGUUGUUUGCAACUCUUCGGUCUGCAACUCUCAGGACAUGAUAGAAAACAAAUAAUUUCUUAGUUUUCUAUUCUACCUGUUAUACUAUAAACUAGCUUUAUUUAUUUAUUUGUUUUUGCAUUCAGUUGUAAAUAUUAAAUAAAUAGAUGUGACUCAGGCUGUACAUGUAUGAAUAAAAAAAUGAACAGUAUUCAUUUAGUUUUGUUACCACUGUAUCUGUUGUAAAUUAUGUAGACAAUGUGAAGUUGCUGUUCUAAUAGUAGGGGUCAAUGUCUCCCCAUAAUCAUGUUAAGGAUGAUGCUUCCGUUUGUUAGUAAACACGCGUUUGGCAAAGCUAUUUUUUAAGGGCAAGUUCCUGUGGGAAACCCUAGUCUGUCCACAGACCCUGUAUCUUGUCUACAGUAUGUCGAGAUCACAAGAAAAAUGAUAUAUAGAUUUAGCCAAGCCUAAAAGCAGAGCUCCUGAUUAAAUAAUUAACCAUAAAUGAAAAGAGGACAUUUUUUCCUGGGAUCAGAAACUCAAAAUAUGAUCAAUUGUGAGCAUAUCAUUGUUCAGUGUGAGGUUUCAGUAUUUUUUCUAGUUACAUUUUAACAAACGAUACCUAAUGAGUGUACCCAAGAUUGUAGAUGUAUCAAGAGACGAUUGUGCAAGGAAUAUAUCGGAAGGAAAUUCAACAAUGUGUCAGAGUUUAAUUUGCGCCAAAAUUGCAUGUACUCCCUCCCUCUUCCCCAGAGUAAUAACUUGGCUUGAGCCUGUGACCCAAUCGAAAACCCAGUACCUGGUCAGCGGUCAACAAAAACACACAACCUCGAUG